Molecule: messenger RNA, 2173 nt
Organism: Lynx canadensis (Canada lynx)
Lineage: Eukaryota; Metazoa; Chordata; Mammalia; Carnivora; Felidae
Gene: EVA1A
Product: eva-1 homolog A, regulator of programmed cell death
Exons: 9
Coding region: 1-1254 (417 amino acids)
Source: RefSeq, a predicted model, not a curated record
AUGAGAAGGGAAGCCGUGGAGUCCUGGAGCCAUCUCCUGAAGGAGUCAGCAUGGGCAUUACAAGAUGUUGUUGGGGCAGCCGCCUCCCUAAACCCAGCACUACAGUACAGCAUUGAUAAAGCAAACAAGGCUGGCUUGUUUGUGUUUUGCAUUUCUUCAGAAAUGAGCUGGCAGUUUUGUGAGAAGCCUGAGGCCCAAAAGGCAUAUCGAGGACUGUGGCAGAUUAAAGAUGGCUGCAAAUUCUUUGACACCGCUCCCACUGAGAGCAGAACUAACUACCGCAUCUCCUUUGUGCUAACGGAGGGGACCUUCCCACGAGUUGGAUAUGCUGUAGCCCAGGACGUCAGUGUGCGGUGGUGGAGCCCUGUUCUGGGCACCGGUGCCCUGGGGGCCCUGCACACCCUGCAGGGAGGAGCAGGCCUGCUGGCAGCCACACCACGUCUGCGGGGCUCGGUGCGGCCGCCCGUGAGCGCCGAGGCCAGGACCCCGCGCCCCGUGCCAGCCCUGGCGUCUCCUCCACUGGGAUUUCUUUCCGAGGCGUCAGUGCCAGCCCAACCCCCGGAAGUGCGCGCCGGCGGCCCCGGCGAAGAACUUGAGAAGCCAACUGAGGCCAACCAAGUUUCAGAACCUUUACUGCCUCACACCAGCGUCAGCAGGGAUGAACUGUUUUUGCCAGAUAAUCCUCUGUUCCUGACAGCACAUCUCUCCCCAGAAGAGAAGCGAGGGAGGUGCCACCUUGAUCCAGCUGAAGCAUUUCCAGGAAGCUUCUCUCUGGAUGCCACGUCGAGGCUGCCCUGCCGUAGCACAGAGCUGGUGAUUGCCGAGUGUGUGGACAUGGCUUUGCUCAGCAACAUCCUGGCGGCCUAUUCCUUUGUCUCAGAAAACCCCGAGCGCGCAGCUCUGUACUUUGUCUCCGGCGUGUGCAUCGGGCUGGUGCUCACUCUGGCCGCCUUGGUGAUGAGGAUCUCUUGCCACACAGACUGCCGGCAGCGUCCCCGGAAGAAGUUCCUGCAGGACCGAGACAGCAGCAGCGACAGCAGCGACAGCGACGACGGCAGCUCGGACACGGCGUCUGACAUCUCCAUCAGGAGACACCGCCGCUUCGAGAGGACUUUGAACAAGAACGUGUUCACCUCGGCCGAGGAGCUGGAGCGCGCCCAGCGACUGGAGGAGCGGGAACGCAUCAUCAGGGAGAUCUGGAUGAACGGCCAGCCCGAGGUGCCCGGGACCAGGAGCCUGAACCGCUACUACUAGGGGCGGGAACGGAUGCCCGCGUCUCAGGAAGCCGCCGGGGAGGGCCAGGGUCCGCCGGCAGGGUGGGCACAGGGCUGAAUGCAGUUCUGCUUAAGCCCUGGGGGCAGAGAUAAGCAGGACACGCCCAUUUCCAGACAGGAGGACUCAUCUUUCCUUUUCGAUUAAAUUCAUGGAGAAGUAGAAAACCCAAGUCAGUUCAUCAACCUUUCCAGGUCUUGGAACGGUGCUGAAAACCCUCUCCAACAAUGUGGGUGGAGAUUAGAGAAACGGGACUGUGGUUUCUCUUGAUUUCUGAGGAUCUCAGAAGUUUCUGCAGACUUCAUUGCUUUGUGUUAUUCCUUUACAAAAGGAAGAUUUUCAUGGCAUGAAGGCUAGGAAUAGCAGGGUGAACUUAACCCAGUAAAUGCAAUUUUCUAAAUGACCCCAUGCUAUGGAGGUGAUUCUCAUCCAGAUAGCAUGAUUUAUGCUUAUUAUUUAAGGCUGAUUUUUAAAAAUCUUGUGUUGCAAUGGCAACCUUGUCCAUUUUAACUGGCACCUCAGGGAUUAAAAUCCUAUUUUUUAGUAUAGUUCCCACCUCAUUCAUGAAGAUGGAUAGAAUUAACGUAUUAUGGGAGAUGUGUCAGUGAACUAGAAAAUACAAAUAACCUCAAAGGAUGAAGGGUUUUAUUUUAAAUAGUUUAUAAAAUAUAUAUUAACAUGCAUAUUUGAAGAUGCUGCAUAAGAAUAAAAGAUGUGUCUCCCCUUGCCUCCCACCCCUUUGGAGGAAAGAAAUUUUGUUAUAAAUCUAGAUACUCAUGAUUUUAAACAUUUUGUUAAAAAAAACAAGUUUGAAUUUCCAAGAAAAGAAUGGGAAUGGGAGAUGAGGAAUAAAGCCAAAAUUAGGAUGAGAUAAAAAAAAAAAUAAAUACUACAUAAAAUC